Messenger RNA from Penicillium antarcticum, 456 nucleotides. Its product is annotated as SDR family NAD(P)-dependent oxidoreductase. The transcript has 2 exons. The record is from RefSeq and is a predicted model, not a curated record. The coding region runs from base 1 to 456 and encodes 151 amino acids. Lineage: Eukaryota; Fungi; Ascomycota; Eurotiomycetes; Eurotiales; Aspergillaceae.
AUGAAAGUUGCACUCGUCACAGCAUCCUCCGCAGGCCUUGGGACCGCCAUUGCAAAGAGCUUGGCCCCGAACAUGCGAGUUGUGAACAAUUACUGGUCUAAUGCCGAGCGUGCCGAACUUAUUCAGAAAGAAAUGGGUAUCAUUGCCGGAAGUGAUAAGCUUGUUUCCGACACCAUUGAUACCAUGGGGCGAUUAGACGUUGUUGUAUCCAACGGAGGAUGGACUCGAAUCAGAAAACUCGAUGACUUGGAUCAGAACGUUGAUGAGAAUGACUGGGAUCAAUGUUUUAACAUCAAUGUCAAGAGUCACCUGUUUCUUCUGCAUGCGGCACGGAAGUAUCUUGAUGAGACCCAAGGCUCAUUUGUCACAGUUGCCAGCGUUGCAGGAGUAAAACCAAGCGGGAGCUCAAUAGUACUGCCCCUACCUCUGUACCCUCCUGGGCACCUUCAUUACUGA